AUGGUCAUCAUUAGCAUUGUUAAUUUCACCCACUUCUACUUCUACUUUUACUUCUACUUCUACUUCUACUUCUACUUUUACUUCUACUUCUACUUCUACUUCUACUUCUACUUCUACUUCUACUUCUACUUCUACUUCUACUUCUACUUCUACUUCUACUUCUACUUCUACUUCUACUGCUCUAUCCCAUCCUUCCACCCCUCACCUUUCUCCUCUGUUUUCUCCUUCGUCCGCGUCGUCAGAUUAUCCAUCUCCAUUCUCUUCUCCAUUCUUCUUUCUUCUCUGUAUUUUCCCAUCCUCAGAUCUUUUUGUCUUGAUGCAUGCCCUUCUUAUUCUUGCUUUCAGAGAGUGCAACUUGACUGUUGA
This is a messenger RNA of Guillardia theta CCMP2712, 366 nucleotides long. RefSeq lists its product as hypothetical. The coding region runs from base 1 to 366 and encodes 121 amino acids. The record is from RefSeq and is a predicted model, not a curated record. NCBI's taxonomy places the organism in Eukaryota, Cryptophyceae, Pyrenomonadales, Geminigeraceae. The transcript has a single exon.